Molecule: messenger RNA, 1845 nt
Organism: Punica granatum (pomegranate)
Lineage: Eukaryota; Viridiplantae; Streptophyta; Magnoliopsida; Myrtales; Lythraceae
Source: RefSeq, a predicted model, not a curated record
GAUCAGAAACGAAUCAAAACUCGAACCCAACCCAAUUGACGACAUACAGGCGGCGCAGGGAGCCCUGGCAGAGCCAGUUGCCGUAGCCGAGGGGAGGCAAGCAAGCAAGCAAGGUUUGAUCAGAGAAGGGAAGGGCAGCGUGAAAGAGGUACGUAGUAAGUUUCCUAGUUUCCGAGAGGGAGGGAGGGAGGGAGGGAGGAGCAACGAUGCCCGACCAGCUUGUUACAUGUGAUGAGAGUGGGACGUCGGUAUAUGUGGUCUACUUCCACCCUGCUUACCUUGCCCCCAAAGACCUCAAGACCGAGUCACUCUACACAAUCCAUGCUUUCCCUGUUACCCAUCUUCCUCAUGAGCCCUUGCCACAACAGCCCGUCCUCACUCUCCGGCCCCGUGAUCUCCCAAUAGGAAUGGGUUUCGCAUGCAUUGGCUCCUCAAUCUACAUGAUUGGAGGCAGGUGGUGUUUUCCUUCCCCAAGAAAAGAUCCCUCUCUUGACGUUUAUAUCCUCGACACACGCCUUCUCCCCCCAGCCACCUCACAUCCCGUAGAGAACCCCCUCGCCUAUCUGCGGAAGGGGCCUAGUCUGAGAGCCCCCAAAAUUGACCCACUUGUCAUCCCUCUCCUUGGGAAGCUGUACCUGCUCCCAAAGUCGUUCGCUCCUUCUUCUUCUGAUAAGGACGGACCAUGGGCUGAAGUUUUCGACCCAUGCUCCGAUGAGUGGGUGUCCCUCCCCGAACCCAAACUCGAUCCUGAUGACUUCACUUUACCGAGCGAUUACAUAGUGCGAUCUUGCAAUGCUAUGGGAUCUUGCAUUGUACUGAUGCUGGGCUGCUAUCUGGUCUACGAGCUGGAUUGCAACCAUCCAUGUGAAGGAUGGAAGAAGAGCUCGAGGUUUGGCUGGUUGCCGGAGGUUCAGCAAACUCGUGGGUCCGAAGUUGUGGAUGGUCUUUGGUAUCCUUGGUUUCCGUUCCCAUGGUUUCCGUUCCCAUCUCACCUCGAAGGGGCCUGUCUCUUGGCCUGCGAUCUUGCACAGGAGAACAAGGAUCGGCCACCGGAAUUCAUCCCGGUUCGCCAUACUGGACCUGGGAAAAUAGGCAGUAAAAUCUAUUCUGGGCAGCGCAGGGUGCUGGAUAUUGGGGGUGGGCAGGCUGUGAUUUUCUCGUGUGGUUUCAUCAAAAAUACUGAUCUAAUGGCACAUGACUAUGGAAAGUUGCGUUUCACUUUUGACGUUGUUCGUCUGGAAAAGAAAACUGGUGCUGAUGAGAGGAAGAGAAAGCAGCGUGGCAAUCCAAAGGGUCGUUUUAUCAAUUGUGUCCUGCUUAGAUCAUUGAGCUAUGUGGUUGGGGAGGUCGGCUCUAGUGGAUACCUCUGCGGUUGUUUUCCCAUGAGAGGAGAGGCUCAAAGUUCAGGGGGAGGUACUUCUAUGGAUUGAUUCUUACUCAAAUAGCAGCAGGUUUGACGAGGGAUUUUGGCUUCUCCCGCUCUCAGUGGUUCCCUUUCUAGGGCCUGCUCUCUAUCUCAUUCUACGGCCAUGGUUUCUCGGCAACACCGAGCUGUUGCUUCCGAACAAGAAUAGAGGAACACAAUCUGCCAACGUGAGAAAACAGGGUGCUCCCGGUUUCUUAUCUUUUUUGUUAAGACUCCACACAAAAGAAUUGCCCAUGCAACGACUCGACAGAGAUCACAGUUUGAUUGAACAUAGUGCUAAUGUUUUGGUAUUGAAGAGCAAAUUCUGUAUAUCGACAUUUCUGUAACUUAUUAUACAACCAAAUACAUACAGAAGGAAACGAAACGGUUUUAAGUGGAAAGCAGAGCAAACUAAAGGGGAACAAUCCUUGACCAGACUA